Messenger RNA from Macadamia integrifolia, 1201 nucleotides. Its product is annotated as 1,2-dihydroxy-3-keto-5-methylthiopentene dioxygenase 2. The coding region runs from base 292 to 894 and encodes 200 amino acids. Gene Ontology annotation, molecular function: acireductone dioxygenase [iron(II)-requiring] activity. The record is from RefSeq and is a predicted model, not a curated record. The transcript is spliced from 7 exons. NCBI's taxonomy places the organism in Eukaryota, Viridiplantae, Streptophyta, Magnoliopsida, Proteales, Proteaceae.
AUCCAAUAAGCAAUUAACCUGGUCUGAUUUGAACUCUUAAUUCAAGCAAAGGUCAAACACUGUUUGCCAAGACGUUAAAGGUAAUUAUGUAUUUAUAUCCGUCAACGGCGGCAUUCAACCCUCGAGCUUAUCACUUUAGUUUUUAAGGCCACGAGGAAAGGAUCCAAAAACUCUAGCUGCGUAACGUGUCUAUCUCGCGCCCCCUCCUUAUUAUAUAAAGGGCAUAAGGCCUUUCGGGGUAGUCUUUAAGCUUCGUUCAUCUCUGAGGGAUAGAACCGGCGUAGAGCAGAUAUGGGGCUUUCAUGCAAGGAUGUUAGGGAGGAAGUCAUCCAAGCAUGGUACAUGGAUGAUAGUGACGAGGACCAGAGACUUCCCCAUCACCGAGAUCCUAAGGAGUUUGUGUCAUUGGAUCAACUUGAAAAACUUGGUGUCCUCAGCUGGUAUUUAAAUGCAGAUAAUUAUGAAAAUGAUGAGGAAUUGAAGAAGAUUCGUGAAGACCGUGGAUAUUCCUACAUGGACUUCUGUGAGGUAUGCCCUGAAAAGCUACCAAAUUAUGAGGAGAAGAUUAAGAGCUUCUUUGAAGAACACCUUCACACUGACGAGGAAAUCCGUUACUGCGUGGCAGGAAGUGGUUACUUUGAUGUGAGGGACCAAGAUGACCGCUGGAUCCGCAUAUGGGUAAAGAAAGGGGCUAUGAUUGUCUUACCAGCUGGAAGUUACCACCGCUUCACGUUGGAUAGCAACAAUUACAUUAAGGCAAUGAGGCUCUUUGCGGGAGAACCAGUGUGGACUCCAUAUAAUCGCCCUCAUGAUCAUCUUCCAGCAAGGAAAGAGUAUCUUGAAGCUUUUAUUAAGAAGGAUGCCUCCAACCAAGCUGUUGAUGCUGCUGCUUAAGAUCUCAUUUACAUCCUAUAUCUCAAAAAUUCAGUUUGACCGAGGCUUCAGCCGUGUGCACCACUUAAGAUGACAUAUGGGCAUAUGGCUGUAAUAAAUUUUAGUUCCUGUUGUGUGCUGUGUGAAGGCAACUGUUUCAAUUUCUACACAUGGACUUGUAAAUCCACCCCCUCCCCCCAAGCUGUUGAUGCUACCUGCUUAAGAUCUUAUUUACAUCCUAUGUCUCAGAAAAUCAGUUUGACCGAGGCCUCAGCCUUGUGCACCACUUAAGAUAACAUAUAGCUGUAAUAAAUAUUAGUUCCUGUUG